Molecule: messenger RNA, 1215 nt
Organism: Doryrhamphus excisus (bluestripe pipefish)
Lineage: Eukaryota; Metazoa; Chordata; Actinopteri; Syngnathiformes; Syngnathidae
Molecular function (GO): nucleic acid binding
Source: RefSeq, a predicted model, not a curated record
AUGGGUAAACCCCUCUCAUCUAACAGUAGACUGUUAACCCUAGCUCCCGAAUAUGACCAGUCAUCAGGUCUGAUACGUGUCGGGGGAAGGCUUAGACGAUGUGAUAGUCUGAGCCAAGAAGAACUGCAUCCCAUUCUCCUGCCAUCUUCCCACCCAGUGGUCAAGCUUCUAAUUCAGCAUUAUGACAACCAGCUGCACCACCCUGGAUCAGAGCGUGUUUUUGCUGAACUUCGCAGGAAAUACUGGAUACUGAGAGGCAGAGAAGCGGUCAAGAAGCACCAGCAUUACUGCGUGGACUGUAGGAAGUGGAGAAGCCGCCCACAGGUACCAAGGAUGGCCGAUAUACCCCCCUCCAGUUUGAGACUAUGUCGACCCGCCUUCUAUUCCACUGGUGUUGACUGUUUCGGACCGAUGAUUAUUAAAGUGGGACGACGCACAGAGAAGAGGCGCUUCGUUGCUCGCAGAGGCAAGCCCUAUGAACUACUCUCAGACCAGGGCACCAAUUUCAAAGGAGGAAAUAAAGAAUUGCAUGAGGCCUUCAGUGCCCUAGAACCUGCAAUCAAGGACCGACUUGCAGCCGAACAGAUCCGUUUCAAAUUCAACCCACCUAAUGCUCCACACUUUGGCGGCUCCUGGGAACGAGAAGUGAGAUCUGUCAAGAACGCCCUACGUACCACCUUGGGAGCUCAGACAGUGCCAGAGGAAGUUUUGAUGACCGUCCUAAUUGAAAUAGAAGGAAUCCUCAAUUCAAGGCCCUUGGGUUAUGUAUCCUCUGACCUUGCUGACCCUGACCCAGUCACACCCAACUGCCUGUUGAUGGGGCGGCCGGACUCAUCACUCCCUCAAGUGAUCUACCCUGCAACAGAACUACUGAGUCGGAAAAGGUGGCGUCAUUCUCAGAUUCUAGCCGAUCACUUCUGGAAACAUUACAUUCAGCACUUCCUUCCCACCUUGCAAGCCCGACAGAAGUGGAAGACGGAGAGUGAUGACAUCACAGUCGGCACAGUCGUCCUCAUUGUGGAUCAGCAAGCCCCAAGAGCCCUCUGGCAAAUAGGGACAGUGAAGACUGUCAUUCCUGGAGCAGACGGCCGAGUGAGAACAGCUGUAAUUCGAGUAAAAGACCGGACGUACACGCGGCCAGUUGUUCGUCUUGUCAAGCUACCAGCCUUACCUCGGGAUAUUGAUACCUUGACACCUAAUGGUCAAAUUUGUUAA